Molecule: messenger RNA, 2835 nt
Organism: Amoebophrya sp. A25
Lineage: Eukaryota; Dinophyceae; Syndiniales; Amoebophryaceae
Source: the annotation of a GenBank genome assembly
AGCAAAAACCAGGUGUAGCUCACUGUGAACCAAAAGACGCCUUUCCCCAUUUGCUCGCCGCAACUUUGCGGGCCUGUAUAUUAUCGAUUUUCUUAGUAUAAGCAAGUAUGUUAAAUUGUGUACAUGUCCAUGUCGAUCUAGUUUUUUCCGGAGAAGAAACCCGACUUACUGUUUAAGUAGAACUCAGUUGAAGAUAGAACUGGCUCUGACUACUUUUCAAGACUUUGUUUAUAUGCUUCUAUUAACUCAGUAGACGGCUACCUAAGGGAUGUAAGAUCAGGCUUGCCCUGAUUUGCUUACGGUUGUCUUGUUUUCUCCUACUGCUGAUCCCUAUUGGUAUCAAGCACAUUGCUACUAUCAUAUCACCUGUCGCCUGUACUAUAUUUUUUCGCCCAGAUCGAUUGCAACCUUCAGAAAUUUGAAGUAUUAACUAUACGAUCGUUUCUUUAUUUGACCAAAGUGCUCACGCCGCGCCCUGUGCGGAGUUCGGAUAGUUCAUCUGGUGGUUUUACGUGUCCGCGGUCCUGAUCACGCUUUGCGACUCUGACAGAUAUCCGAGCUUCCACGACCCCUUCCGACGCGUCUCCAAGAUGGUGGACACAUCAGCGCUGGGGGAGGAGCGCUCACAGUUCCUCAGUGACCGCAUGAAUCCGCUGCUGCACGAUAUGGUAACGGAUCUCAUCUGCCAUCAACCCAAGGAACCAAUGGUAAAAACUGCCCUUCGGAUACCAUUUCAAUCAUCUUUUGAAGGAAGGAUCGAAGCAGAAGUGGUGAAACUGCCACCUACAUUUCAAGGAAAACAUAUUUGUUAGUUGUAACCGAUAGGCAUAUCCAAAUCUAAAUCGGAUUCUCUAAACCUACCUAGAAGAUGACGAAGAACGAACAUCGUGUCAUCCUAACGAAGUUGCAAAUACCUCUUGAUUUUUCUCUGUAUUAUCAAACAGGUUUUCAUCUCCAAUUGGCUCCAACGUCGACUGGGUCGUCCAUCGGAUUUCGAGAUAGACGUCUCACGUCUCAAGACUGUGGCGAAAGAUUCGCAGGUUGAGGCACUGAAAAUUGAAAAUGCAGAAUUGACUCGGCGGCUCGAUCACGCUGCUUCCCGUCUACGAGAAGGCACCUCGUUCUUACGUGGGAGAGCAGAGGGUGGAGCCAGUGCCUCUGCCUCACAGGAGGACGCCGCUCCUGCUGUUGACGGUACUGCUGCAGCGGUUGACGGGGAGGCCGCUGCUGCUCCAGCAGUCGAAGGAGAAGUGAGCGAGGAGGAAGAUGACGAAACUGAUCUGGUUGACGAGAUCGAACCGAGGGUGCGGCCUAGAGGAUUGGCAGUAUCGGCAGAAGGGUAAAGAACAAGCGAUUAAGCUAAGUAGACGAAUUGAUACUUGUUGAGGUGAUUGGAAAUAUAUGUCGAAGAGUAGAAAUUUAAAUCAGUCUAAUCAAGAACAUGUAUUCUGAGUUUCUAGGAGCCACUGAAUCAUUGGAGUUAGGUAUUCUCCUCCACGACAUACACAGGGACAACAAGACGUUCCAUCCGAGAGGCAUUUUCUCGCCACCUGUACAUCUCAAAGGCGACGAGACCAGAGAGCGGCUUGCAGAGGUACUUAUUAUUUCGGUCCGGAAGACAAAGACUAUUCAUCUUUAAUUUUUUGUGUCGCAAGUUUUUCUUGAUUUUCUAAUACUGACCACUGCCUAGGUUAUUUUAGCAACAACACUAGAAACAGACCACUUCCUGUCACAGCCCAGUUGUCCUCAAGCAGUAGUCUGAACACGACCACAAGUGUCGAUAAAUAUUCCGAUGAUAACUUUUCCUGUACAGAUCAUGGAGCAAUCGUUCCUUUUGUCGGCGUGCGACGUGGAAGCGAAAGAGGCGAUUCUGAACGCGUUAGAGGAGGAGCAAGCGGGCGAGGGCGACAAAGUGAUUCAGCAAGGAGACAGUGGGGACUUUUUGUAUAUUGUGGAGAGUGGCACACUUGAGUGCUACUUGAACCAUGGCGAGGAAGAUGAAGCCAUGGUAAAAACUGUUGAGCCCGGCAUGAUCUUCGGCGAACAAACGUUGUUGCAUAACCAAAGGAGAGCAGUCAGCGUCGUCUGCAAAGAGCCUUGCAUGCUCUGGAGGCUUGGUACAGCCUACCUUUUUUUCUCUGUAAGAUGUCACCAUCCACGUUGUAUUUGUCUCGACUACUUCUAGUUGAUCACCUCGCUUCUCUGUGAAGAAUGAAUGAUCCGUAAUGUGGUUAUUUCUCCUGGUUUUGGUUUGCAUUUUCUUCAUUGUAGAUAUUAUCAACUCACGACGUUUGCCGCACGCCGCCUCAGAGACUUGAUGGAAGUCCUCACGACAAUUUCACUUCAUAGAAAUACUGAUCUUAGAAAGUUGUAGGCUCAUCUUGAUAUUAUCAACUCACGACAUGGCCAGAUCGCGAGACUUACAGUUCGAUAGUGAAGCAGAGCGCCGCGACGGAGCGCCGACAGCGGCAGAAGCUCUUGUCUCAGAUUCCCAUGUUCGCAUCGUUGACAAAGCAAGAGCAGAGUAGGCUGUGCGAUGGCUUGGUCGAAGUGGCGUUCGAGGAAGGCGCCCAGGUGGUAACCCAGGGAGACGAGGACGACAUAUUCUACGUAGUCAAGAAAGGAACGCUUGUGGUGAUCAAGGACGGCGUGCAGGAGUUCAUUUACACCACCGGCGACUUCUUCGGAGACUUGGCGCUCAUUUUUGACCAACCAAGACCCACCACCCUUAAAGUCACUGCGCAGCAAUGCGAACUGUACGCGCUCUCUCGCAGUGCUCUCGAGCGUCUCCUUGGACCCAUGGUCGACAAACUCAGUAGAAAACUGUACCCAUAA